This is a messenger RNA of Acanthamoeba castellanii str. Neff, 957 nucleotides long. Its product is annotated as DnaJ. The coding region runs from base 1 to 957 and encodes 318 amino acids. NCBI's taxonomy places the organism in Eukaryota, Discosea, Longamoebia, Acanthamoebidae. Gene Ontology annotation, cellular component: spliceosomal complex. Gene Ontology annotation, biological process: spliceosomal complex disassembly. The transcript is spliced from 2 exons. The record is from RefSeq and is a predicted model, not a curated record.
AUGGCAUCAAAGGCGGGAGGAGGCGAGGGGAAGGAUGGAGAGGACUACUACGCUACGUUGGGGCUCGAGCUGGGCGCCACGGCGGCACAGAUCUCAAAGGCCUACAAGAAGCAGGCGCUCAAAUUCCAUCCGGAUCGUAAUCCCAAUGAUCCCCUGGCGGGCCAGCGCUUCCAUGCACUCCAGCAGGCCUACGAUGUGCUGAGCGAUCCUGAGGCUCGCGCAGCCUUCGACGCCCUGAUCCAGGCCCGGCUCAAUCGCAAGCGCAAGCUCUCUACGAUGGACGCGCAGCGACGAAAUCUCAAGCAGACCCUCGAGGAGCGCGAGAAUGCAUUCAAGCGCCAGCGGGCCGACGAGCUGGAUGCCCAGCGGCGCCUCGCCGCCCGCAUGGCCCGCCUCAAGGAGGAGACCGCCGCCAAAAUGCAACAGGAGAAGCUGCGAAGGCAGCAAACCCAAGAUCGAGUAGCGGCACCAUCAUCAUCCACAUCAUCUUCUGACGAGGAGGUGGUCGUCAAGCUGCGCUGGGGCAAGAAGGAGGGCUGGGACGACGAGGCUGGGGUGCGGUCGGCGCUGGAGCGUGCCGGCUGCCCCGCGCCGCUGGCGGUGGCAGUGCGCCGUCGCGGUGGCGGCGCGAUGGCCACCUUUGCCUCGCUCGCCGAUGCCGACGCCGCGCUCGCCCGACUCCCACCACCGCUCACCGGCCGCGUGCGACGGAGCCGAGCCUCGACACCACCCGCUUCAUCAUCUUCAUCAUCCCGCGCCGAUCGGCCUUCGACUUCGACUCCCGCCUCUGCGGCCGCUGGCUCGACGCCCUCGGCCGCCGCGGGGCUGGGCCAUGCCGACUUUGAGAGCCAGGUCCUUGCGCGCAUGGCCAUGGCCGCCGCCGCCAUGCGACAGCAACAGCAGCAGCAACAACAGCACUCCACCGCGCCACCGCCGGUCCAGCAGAACAGCGAAUAG